Molecule: messenger RNA, 5893 nt
Organism: Chelonoidis abingdonii (Abingdon island giant tortoise)
Lineage: Eukaryota; Metazoa; Chordata; Testudines; Testudinidae
Gene: COQ7
Product: coenzyme Q7, hydroxylase
Biological process (GO): regulation of reactive oxygen species metabolic process; regulation of gene expression; determination of adult lifespan
Cellular component (GO): nucleus; mitochondrial inner membrane
Molecular function (GO): 3-demethoxyubiquinol 3-hydroxylase activity
Source: RefSeq, a predicted model, not a curated record
CCGCGCCGAGGUGAGGCGGUUUCAGGCUCGGGUCAGGGCGAUGGAGGCAGUUGUGACUCCGGCCGUGAGGGGGCUGCGCGUGGGCUGCCAGUGUCUCCGCUACGGGGCAGGUUCUGAAAGAAAAUGGAGUUUGCAGUCAAAACAGACUUCUUUCAGAUUUUGUAGUACUGGAAUGACCUUGGACAACAUCAACAAGCCAGCCAUAGAUCGCAUAAUCAGGGUGGAUCAUGCAGGGGAGUAUGGGGCAAAUCGUAUUUAUGCUGGGCAAAUGGCUGUGCUAGGUAGAACUACAGUAGGGCCAGUCAUUCAGCAAAUGUGGGAUCAAGAAAAGGACCAUCUGAAAAAGUUUAAUGAGUUAAUGGUUGCAUUUAGAGUUCGACCUACUGUUUUAUUGCCUUUUUGGAAUGUUGCAGGGUUUGCUUUAGGUGCUGGAACUGCUUUACUUGGAAAAGAAGGUGCAAUGGCUUGCACUGUGGCAGUGGAAGAGAGCAUAUCGGAGCAUUAUAACAACCAGAUCAGAACACUAAUGGAGGAGGAUCCAGAAAAAUACAAAGAAUUAUUGCAGAUAAUAAAGAAGUUCCGAGAUGAGGAGCUGGAGCAUCAUGAUGUAGGGCUUAACCACAAUGCAGAAUUGGCACCAGCUUAUUCACUUUUGAAGACUGCUUUACAAAUUGGAUGUAAAGCUGCAAUAUUUUUAUCAGAGCGAAUUUAGCACUCUAUUUUUCAGUAAUAUAAAAGAUUAUGUGGUAUUAAAUUAAGAUUUAACCAGUACACUUGUGAAAUUAUGUGAAACUAAUAGAUAUUUUUUACAGUAACUGACUUUUUUUUUCUUCUUUUUAUAUUCUGCCAGUCUUACUUAUGCUAAGUAGUAUCUUGCUCAACAGGUAUUUUCAUUGAAAUUAGUGGGGCUACGUGUGGAGUAAUAUACUUACAAUGUGAGUAUGGAUGGUAGAAUUGGGUUCUUACUGACUAAAUCUAAAAUGAAAUUAAAAGGCUGUUUUUUAACCAAAAAAAAUCUGUUGGUUUUGCAAGUAUUCACAAGGGGGCAGCAAAGCGUGUGUUUAUGUAAUAGUAUAUACAUUUUAGUAUUCGUCUUCUGUAUUUCUACAGACUUUUAAAAAUGAGCUAAACCUUCAGUUUAAUUUAAAACAAUACAUUUAGCACGGAUUAUUUUCUGAGUUUUAUUUUCAGGGAAAGUAAAUCAAGUUCUAGUAAGAAUAUUUCCCUCAUAUGUCUCAAAUAAAGGUCUGUUAUAUCAAUGAAAUAGAGCCCUGUAAUGACUUUCAACUUUGUAUUCUUCUUGGCCUAAUUCUGAAGUUUAGUCAAAAAUUCCCUUUGUUCUGAAUGUGUAGAGAAAAAGUCGACCUUAUAUACUUGAUUUAAAGCAGAAGACGACAGAUACUAGCUGUAAUUAGCAACAGUGUUUCAUGAGUUUUAGCUCUUCCUAUCCUAUGUCUUCCUAGGUCUUCUAUGGCAUUGAUUGGAUAGAGACAUGCCCGCUUUCACAGUACAGGGGAAGAGGGUUCCCCAAACCUCUUAAAAGCACCCUUGCGUGAGAGCAGUUGAAAUAAACCAGACAAAAUUCUGACUGCGUCUUUCACAAGAAGUGCAUGCUGUCAAUGCCUGGUGAUGACACAGAAAUACAGACCACACCGUGCAAUAAUGCAGUUGGUAUAUCUUAAACUGGAGUGAUCCCUCCAGUUUGUACAGCAGAAGUACAGAUUUUACAAAACUCCUUUCUAGAGCUCUGGGAUGGAGACAGUUAAUGGCCUCAGGUAGGAUUGGGAUGUGAAUUUCCUCAUGCGUCACUUCCAGAUGAGACUGGUACAGCUUGUUUAGUAGGGGACUACUCACACAAUAAAGGAGAUGAACAGGAUCUUGGCCAGGUAGUGUCCAAUGUUCCUUCUGCCUAAAGAAGCUCCUGCCCAUUCUUCCAUUGUCACUGCCUCCUAGGGAAGGUGUGAUCAAAAAGAAAACUUUAAAGGGAAUUUGGCACAGUUUUUUCUCACACACACAGAGUCCUUUUUAACAUUUUAUAGUUUAAUAACGAGGCAGGCCAAUUUAAUGCUACUUAUGGCAGAGACUGAAACGCUUGCAUUAUUUUCAUAGUGACCUCUGCAGUGUCUAAGCAAAAUCACUUCCGGAAUGUAUGCCAGUUAGGUGUGCUGACCUAUUGCUAUAAAAUCAUUUGAGGUCACUAUUAAAUUUGUGUUAAAAUGCAAGUUUGAAGCUGGGAUACGUAUUGAUUUUGGUUGUUUGUUGGAGAUAGGCUUUCACUUCUAUCAACAGUGUUGUAUGAAGAUGGAAAGGAAUGUAAAAGUCUUUCCUCUUAAAUCAUGGAAACAAAAAAUUUGGGUUUUGGGUGGAGGGACUGUGUCCUGUUCCAGCCUUACCUGCCACUAAACAUUGUUCUUGCUCACUAAUCUAGUUUUCAUCCUUUCCAUUGAAUGGAGACAUUUAGCUUGUUUGCCAGAUUAGAAAUAGACUCCUUUUGUUGUUCAAGGUUAAAAGUUGUAGCAUAUCAAGCCUUGUUUCUUACAGACAAAACGAACAGUGGUGGUGAAGUGUUUGAAAAGCUGGCUCAGAAGUGUUGGGAAAGUAGCAUUUUUUCAUGACUUCUUUGCAAAGGCGGGAAUCACAAGGUGAGAAACAGAGUAUCUCAGAGGUACUGCUCAUGCCACUGUUGUUGAAGUGUUGUUAGCAUUACCAACGUAAAACCUCUUUUACAGGGGGCUUGUAACGUAUCUGUAAAAAUUCAUUCCUAGCUAAAACUUGGCAUUUAAGGUUUUUGCAAGGGGAUGAUUUCCCUCUCACCUUCCCCCCACCCCCUUUAAAUGUGGUCAAAAAAAGUAUAUUUCAAAUAGAAACUUUUUGCAUGCUCCCUAUCACUGGUCACAAUGGGUCUUUAUAUAAACAGCAACAACAAAAUCAUCUAAUUGGACAGGCAGUGAGAUAAAUUCUGUUCUCAGCUAACUAAUGUAGAACUCCAUUGACUUCGAGUUGAAAUGGACAUCACUGAAGUCAUUUACAUUGUUUAAACGAAGUAUAAUUUGGUCACAGUCCUUAGUCUCUUCACUCAUCCACUGGAGCCACUCGACACAUUGGCUUUGACUCAUCUCAAUCACUGAGUUGAUGGGGAGUGGGAGUACAAGGAAGUAAACUGUUCCAAGGGACUUCUUGGCUGAACCCCAGGAAGCUGUGACUAGCACAGAUGCGACUUACAUUAGUAUUGAGGUAAUGGUGUUCUCUGCCCUGGUUGAUGCAUUGAUUUGAUGUAAAUGUUUGCCUACAAUGGAAUCUAGAUCUGGUUCUAUUCUCUAUCCACCAGCUCAUUCUGCCUCCCUUUUACUUCCUGUGCUCAUCUGCUCAGUAGGGAGAGGACUUUUUUUAAACACUUGCUCAUUGGCAGGACCUGUUGGAUCGGUGUUCUUGACAUGUUCCAUAUUGUACCCUGUAUGUGACAUGCACAUUCUGCAGGAAUAUUGCACACACCAUCAAGUUGUUUUUCUUAAGAUUCUUAGCUCAGGCUUACCUAUACUUGGAAAUUUACUGAAAUAGGUAUUGUGGAAUCAUUAUUUUGGUGUGAGGCCCUGGAAUAAGAGUGCUUUUUUCUGAUUUAGCUUAAUCCACUAUAAUCCUUUUCCCCUUACAGCCUGAUUAGUAUUUAAUAUGUCUAUGAAGUCACAAAGCAGAACACUUAUAUGUGGAUUUUAGGACAUGUGAAAUGAAUAGGCAUCAUUCAUCAUAAAAACAUCAACCCUGUAGGCUAAUAGUCUAAUUCUGGAGAGCCUGCAAGACCGGGCUUCCCAGCAGUUUGUGGAAAUUUUUAUUUAGCAGAAAGUGACUUUUCCACUGGAAAAUCAUUCUGAUAGAAGAGUCCCAACCAGCGGUAGAAAUUGCCUUUUUGGCUGUUAGAUGAUCAUUAUAAGCAAGUCCAUGAAACAGUGAUAUUCCCCAAUAGGUAGUGGUUAAAUCUGCCUUUUGUCGUCAUAGAGAGUUCUAACAGGUGUUUUGCUGCUAAGAAGUUAAAUAUUAUUGGGUAGUUAGUACUCCAGCAAGCUGUAUCGUUCUUUACUUCUAGUCAUGUCACUUUUAUAGGUGCAGAGUUCUUUAUUGCUUGUCAAAUCUUCAAAGAUCAUUGCAAGAGUAACCUCCAAUUUGAUCCUCACAGCUGAAAGCUCCACUGUUCAUUGUGAGGGAUGGGUAAUCACAUCAGUCAAUAGGAACUGGCUGCUGGGAUUGCUGCAUUUUUCAUGGCUGCCGUAUGGUAGUUGGCUCUACUGGCAGGCAGGCAGGCAGGCGUACAUUGGGUCUGGUGUUCAGCUGGUGACUAGAGAUUAUAAUUUUAGCUUGGAAUGUUGAUUUUAGAUGGAAGUGUUUAGGAGAUUUUAAUUAUUUAAAAAAAAAAGACCUUCUAUUUUUUAAGAUGUAAGAUUGUUCUGUAAAGUGUUCUUUGCAGUGAUUCACCAUACACCACAACCUGGAUAAUUUUUACACAGAUGCAUGAUUAUAGCCACCCAACUGUUUUGUUGGGGCAAGAAUCCUGUUUUGAUGGUUUACUCUGUAAGGAUUGAUGGAAUAAAAUGAGCUGCCAGGCAGCUUUGAGGGAGAACGUUGGUCAACUGACUGAUCACUAUUGCCAGCUUGGGAAGAUUUCAUAAUGGUCUUUUGCUCUCAGCUACUGGUAAUGGCAUUACAACACUUUUCCCUCUGGCUUCAUCCUCAUGGGUCACUUUAGUUUACUAAUGACAUGUGAGAGGUGAAGCAGGAGGGGAAGUGGCUAGAGCACAAGUGACAGGAAUCUUGGUCUGAGCCUCAGCAAUUGUCAUAAAUGUUUGAAGUCUCAUGUUGUGGCUGUGCUUAAGGCAAAUGUAGUGGUUUUUAUCUGCUCUUGAUGAGAUGAGUGUGACCUUCUUUAUCUAGUGCUGACCUUGCUGGGCUUAUCCACAAAUUUAUCACCUCAAGAUUAGACUAUUGUAAGGUGCUGUACCUGGGGCUACAUGAUGAAACUAUCCUAGUUACUGAAGCUAAUGCAGAAUAUGGCCACUCACCUACUAGAUGUGGUAGCAGCGAACACAUCACCAGGACACUGUACUUAUGUUGACUGUCAGUAAGCUUCCAGGUGGAGUUAGAGGCGUUGGCUUUAACCUGUGAAGGUUUACAUGGUUUGCGAUGUGAUUACCCUAAGGGACAGCCUGCCUCCCUAAGUGAAACUGCUGCAAGCGCAAUCUGUGAAGAUCCUUGAAUUGGAGCCCUCUUGUCUUGAAAGAGAGGAGGCGGCUGGCAGGGCAUUUGUUGUGAAGUGUCCUCACCUUCAGAAUUCACGGCCUCCUGGUUGAUAGAACCCAGACAUUUUAAUCAUUUGGACAUGUUGCAAAACCCAUCUUUUCUCUUGGCCAUUUGGGAAAGAGGCAAGUUAAUGUGAUGGGUUGUGUUGGGUGUGGGUGGGACUUGUCAAUAAGCUUCUCCAUAGACUUGUAAAAGGUUGUAUUAAAUAUUAUUUUAAAAUUGUGAUAUACCUAGAGUUUUGGGUUAGGAACUGAUUAAAAUAAAAUGUUGGAAAGUGAGAUUUGAUCCAUGUGUCUAAAGGGUUGCUAAUGUCGGAGAAGUAAAAUUCUACUGUACUAUAAGACACCCUGUUAGUUAUUACAUUGAUCAAAAUGUCCUUGCUUUUAAAGAUUAUUUGUUCAAAAUAAGAUAUUUUAAGCAUGACUUCAUCACUCUUGUCAUAGAUCAUUCACUAUAAAAUAAGAUUACAAAGUUUAUUUACUAAAAUGUAAAACCAAAAACGUACCUGUCAAUAUCUCAAGAAUUCCAGAACAAGCAACUUCUAGUACACAACAUAUGCAUUUACUUAUCAACGUAAGAAACAAAUACAACUUUUUAAAAAUGA